AUGGAGGUCCAAGUCAAUGAAAAUGAGGACACCGAAUGGAACGACAUUCUUCGCCAACAUGGCAUCAUCCCGGAGAAGCCCAAAGACAUGGAACCCAUUAUCCAAGAAGCUCUAGUCGAAGCAGAGCUCAAGGCCCAUGAGAACCGACUCGAAGACAAGGACCUGGACGAGCUGGACGCACUAGAGGACGAGGAGGACGAGGAGUUCUUGCAGCAAUACCGAAAAAAGCGCAUGGCAGAGCUCUCGACACUCCAGCAAACCAGCCUCUUCAACCAAGUGUACCCGCUUCAGAAAGUCGAUUAUGCUCGAGAGGUGACAGAUGCGUCGAACAACGCCUUUGUGCUGGUCAACCUGACCUCGCAGGGCGCCAAUGUCGAGUCACGAGUCCUGACAGAGCUCUGGCGCCAAUUAGCGGCGAAAUUCGGAGACAUCAAGUUCUGCGAGAUCCGCGCCGACAUGUGCAUUGAGGGAUAUCCGGAGAAGAACACACCCACGAUUCUAGUGUACAAGGACACCGAGAUUCGGAGGCAAUUGGUCACCCUGCGCGAGUUGAAUGGCCCGCGGACCAAGGUUGAAGAUAUCGAACGACUGCUUAUAGACCUCGGGGCCUUGAAGGAGAGCGACGUGCGACUCAAGAAGCGCGCCGACUCGGUAGAUUACCGGACGACCGGUGACGACGAGCUCAAGGUUGAAGACUAUGAUGACGACUGGGAUUGA
This is a messenger RNA of Penicillium alfredii, 717 nucleotides long. RefSeq names its product phosducin family protein. Gene Ontology annotation, biological process: protein folding. NCBI's taxonomy places the organism in Eukaryota, Fungi, Ascomycota, Eurotiomycetes, Eurotiales, Aspergillaceae. Gene Ontology annotation, cellular component: cytoplasm. The transcript has 4 exons. The coding region runs from base 1 to 717 and encodes 238 amino acids. The record is from RefSeq and is a predicted model, not a curated record.